AUGUCGUCAAGUUCAGAUGUGUUCCAGAGAAGUGUGAUCAGAAAUAAAGAGCAGAAAUGUGGGUCUCUCUUCACCACUAGAACCAAUGAAAAAACAGGACUCCCUAGAAUUGUUGGCGGAAUAAAUGCUGUUCCAGGGGGUCAGCCUUGGACGGUAUCUCUGCGGCUCUAUGAUAAACAUAUCUGUGGUGGGAGCCUUGUACAAAGAAGUGUAGUUGUGACUGCUGCGCACUGUGUGUAUCCUGUGCAUCCGAUUAAAGUGAGCCACAUGACUGUCGUUGCUGGAGAAUAUGACCAGAAUACAAUUGAUCCAGAGGAACAGACAUUAACAGUUUCUCAUAUAGUGGUGCAUCCUAAAUAUAAUGGUGGUGCCACUAUGGGCUAUGAUAUUGCCAUUGUUUAUUUGUCUGGACAAGUUAACUUAGGUAAUCAGGUGCAGCUGAUCUGCCUCCCACAGCUAAAUGAGACGAUUGAGGCUGGUACUCUGUGUACUGCAAGUGGAUGGGGAAGGAUUAAUGAAACUGGUGACCCCUCCCCCAUCCUACAGGAAGUGCAGCUUCCAGUUAUUGACAAUGUCACUUGCAGCUCUGUUCUGUCUUCCAUGGAACUUCCAAAUUUACAUAAGACCAUGAUGUGUGCUGGCUUCCCAGAUGGAGGCAAGGAUGCCUGUCAGGGUGACUCUGGUGGUCCUUUGGUUUGCAAGAGACGUACUGGGUCAUGGUUCUUGGUUGGAUGCACUUCAUGGGGACUUGGAUGUGGAAGAGCAUGGAAACAAACCAGACAAAAAAAAAAUUUAAGGGGAUCACCUGCCAUUUUUUCCAGGGUAUCUUCUCUAUUGAGCUUUUUAAGAAAUGCCCAACAGGAUGGAGGUUGCAGGACCAGAAAACUGAAUUACAUGGGUAAUAGUGGAAUUAUAAGGUACCCAGAAAGCAAGAAAAGCAACUAUACUAAUAACAGUCUUUGUAACUGGGACAUUAAAGUGGAAGAGGAUACAUUUAUUCAGAUUAACAUUACUCUAAUGGACAUAGAGAAUCAAGCUGGCUGUAUCCAUGACUACUUGGCCUUUACCGUUAAAGACAAAACAAUUAGAAAGAUGUGCGGAUCAAUUGUUCCCUCUCCUCUGCUGAUCUCAUCCAAUCAUGUGACUGUCACUUUUUUCUCGGAUGCAACUAAUACCGGCCAAGGGUUUGAGCUGCGUUAUUCUGCAGUAGCUGCAACAUCUGCUGGUUCUGGCUGUGAUAGUCUUGCUGUUUUGAAGACUGAAGGGAAGAUCUACACCAUCAAUUACCCUGGUUUAUACCCCAGUUACACAACUUGCCACUGGAUAAUUGAAGCCCCAAAGGACCACAUUAUAAAACUGUGGUUUGAAGAUUUUGCAUUAGAAUUUCAGAAGAACUGUGAAUAUGAUCAUGUGUCCAUUUAUGAUGAAAAUGAAGAGACAAAUCUCCUUGCUAAGUUAUGUGGUUCUUCACUCCCUCCUCCAAUUUUCAGCCCAAGAAAUACUAUGUUCAUAUUUUUCAGAAGUGAUCAGGAAACCAAUUACCCAGGAUUCAAGGCCAGCUUUGUAUUUUUGCCUUCUGUGAAUGGGGUAGUGUACGCACGCCUAAGCCUACAACAUGCUCCUCUAAGAUUCUAUAUGGAAUUGGGCAGCCAGCUGUGGUUGUCUGAGUUUUCGAGCUGGAGUGUGUCACAACCCUGUGCAGGAGAGGCGACUGAGCUCACCCAGACCAUUGGGAGAGUUGUGCUUGAGCGGAAGUGGUUGCGUUCUGCAGAUCCUAGCCUUGCUCAGGUUGUGAACGAAAAUUCCUCAAAACAGCUACGUAAGAUAGUUGGAGAUGUACUGAAGAAGAUGAACGGACCAUUUCAUGUGACACUCGGGAACUCUCCAAAAAGCCCUGGUGAUCCCCGACCUGGUCCGGUGGAUAAAGGUGGCCUUGAAAAGAGGGAUGGGCCUGUUAUUGGCGCUGAUGCGGCUAGCUGCUCCGGCGACAAAGAGGAAAAAAUGGCCGCUUUUCGUGCUCCUUCGGAUCAACCUGAGGCCUCCACUACGGACGUGGUCAAAAACACUGUGCCAGCCGGCAACAACCUUUCUCCUGUACAGGCGACCCUGCGCAGGAAUACGGAUCUAACAGCUCAGAGGAACUCCGAAUAUGGGGAAGCAAAUGGUGCCUUUGAUAAGCCAAUCACUGUGGAUGUUCCAAAAGCAAAAUCUGUUCCACUGGAUGUCUGUGGCGUUGCUCCAUUAGCUUCCCAAGGUGCAAUGGAACGUAUUGUAGGGGGACAGGAAGCAUGCACCAAUUGCUGGCCUUGGCAAGUGGGACUUAAGUUUAUGGGAGAGUUUUACUGUGGAGGGGUGAUAAUCUCCUCUCAGUGGGUUUUAACUGCAGCCCAUUGUAUUGAGGGGUCCUCAAACCCUGCUUAUUGGGAAGUAAUUGCUGGAGACCAUGAUAGGUAUUUAGUUGAGUCGACAGAACAGAUUAGACAUGUCCAAGCGAUUGUGGUUCAUAAAGACUUUAGUCAAGAAACCUAUGAUUAUGAUAUUGCCUUGGUUUUUUUAAAGGAGCCUCUAAAGAUUAACAGCUAUGUUCGGCCAAUAUGUCUGCCCCCAAGUGAUGAACCUCUUUCUCCUUCCUCAAUGUGUGUGGUCACUGGUUGGGGGAACACUCUAGAAGAUGGGACCUCUGCCACUCGCUUGCAGCAGCUAGAGCUCCCUAUACUAGAUAACCAAGUCUGUAACAAAUCAUAUUACUCAGAUCACCCUGGGGGAAUCACAGAUCGCAUGUUCUGUGCAGGGUUUCCAUCUCUUCAAGGAAAAGAUUCAUGCCAGGGAGAUUCAGGAGGGCCCCUAGUCUGCGAUAAUGAUAAACCGUUUUUUCUCUAUGGACUCGUCAGCUGGGGAGAGGGAUGUGCAAGGGCAAAGAGACCUGGUGUGUACACCAAGGUCCGUAUGUUCUUGAGCUGGAUACAAGAAACGCAACAAGUGCUUCAAAGCCAUGAAAAUGCAGUGAAAGGCCAACCUAAUGAAGUAAAUAUGCAACCGAGGACCUCUGAAGAAAAAACUGCUACAUCAGAUGAAUGUUCAUCUGAAGUGGAGCUAAAAGAAUCUGUUGGAUCCAUUGCAUCUCCAGGUUAUCCUUAUGGGUAUCUUGGAGGUUUGAGUUGCUUCUGGUUUAUUAACGUUCCAUUGUCAAGUAUCAUUAAAAUUCGAAUUGAACAGCUGUCCAUAGAAGAAACUGAAAAUUGUACUGCAGAUUCCCUAUCUAUUUUUGAAGACAGCAGCAAAGGAAAAGUACUUCUAGGGAAAAAUUGUGGCUAUUUAUCUUCUCCGGUCAUCUACCGAAGUGCUGGACCUGUGAUCAGGGUAGAAUUUCACUCUAUGCAACCAGGAACCUAUGAGAAACAUGGCUUUGUAAUAACGUACAAGAAAUAUGGAGGGCAAGUAAACCGUUUGACACAACUUACUAAAUUUGCAUAUAACCCCAAAUCUGAAAACUGCAGUGAUGUUGUUAUAACUUCAAGUAAAGGAACGAUUGCAACUCCUGGUUAUCCUGGAACAUACUCUAAUGAUCUGUGGUGUGAAUGGCGGAUCAUCGCUCCUCUAGGACACAUAAUACAUCUGGAUUUGCAAGACUUAGAGACUGAGAACAGUGAAUCAGGCUGUGAGGAUUCGCUUCAGGUUUACGAAGGAAUUGGCAAAAGUAAAAGAUUACUUGGUAAUUUCUGUGGAGAGAUGCAUUCUCACUCUUUGAAGUCAGAAGGAUCAGAGAUGACUUUAAUAUUUGAAACAAAUUCCAAAGUGACCUUGAGGGGAUUUUCCAUAAACUAUUCCACUUGGGAGAAUAAGCCAGCGUGUCCCAUCCUGGAUCUUCUCCCAGCAGGAUCAGCGGAUAUUAAAUCUCCUGGUUAUCCCAACCUAUAUCCAAAUGAGUUAGACUGUAAGUGGAUCAUUUAUUCUACCACUGGAAAACGGCUUUUGCUUGUAAUAACGGACUUAUUCUUGGAAUAUUCAUCUCGUUGUACUUUGGACUUUUUGAAUGUUCAUGAUGGCCCCAAUAAUCGUUCUAAUUUAUUAGGUACUUUUUGUGGUUCCAAGACAGAUCUCCACCUACAGUCUAGUGGCAGCUACCUAACGUUACACUUCCACACAGAUAGCUCAGUGGGUGAUCGAGGCUUCAAAGUUCAUUACAGUGAUUUAACUGAGUCUUCUGUGCAGAUAUCGAAGAUGCUAGGAAAUUCAAGAAGUUUAGAAACAUGUGGGUAUGCAUCUGUAGAUCCAAUGCCAAAGGCCAGAUCCAACACCAUGGUAAAACUAACCAUAGAUGACAAAAAAACACGUGUGGUAGCAGGGUAUCCUGCACUGCCAAAGUCCUGGCCCUGGAUAGUUAGUCUUCAGACGUAUAAGAAGAAGCACUUUUGUGGAGGAACAAUCAUACACAGCAAGUGGAUACUGACUGCUGGUCAUUGUGAAUUCAGUGUUGGGUUAGACAGAGUUUUUGUUGGACAGAACAACUUAUCCCUUGGAGAAAGAGAAGCUUUCGUUAGCCACGCCUACACUCAUCAACUUUAUGAUCCUGAUCAAAUUCCUCCUAAUAAUGAUAUUUCUCUGCUGGAGCUGACAACACCCCUUACAUUUGAUGAUUCAGUUUCAGCCAUCUGUUUGCCAGAGAAAAAUGACAGCUUUACAAACGCUGACUGCCUGAUUGCAGGAUGGGGAUCUAUCAAUCCAUAUCGUAAAGAGUAUCCAACUUACCUUCAGCAGGCUAAGGUGCCAUUGGUUUCUAACACAGCCUGUAAGAGUCACUGGGGUUCGGACAUUACAGAUAACAAUGUUUGUGCAGGAGCUGCAGGAACGUCUUCGUGCAUGGGAGAUUCUGGUGGACCUCUCAUUUGUAAAUUGCAGGACCAGUACAAGCUUGUUGGCGCGGUGAGCUGGGGUAGUGAUGUAUGUGAUGUUAAAAUUCCUGCGGUAUACACACAAGUUUCGCUCUUCAGAGACUGGAUAUCCCAAUAUACCGGCUUUUAA
Molecule: messenger RNA, 5022 nt
Organism: Bombina bombina (fire-bellied toad)
Lineage: Eukaryota; Metazoa; Chordata; Amphibia; Anura; Bombinatoridae
Gene: OVCH1
Product: ovochymase 1
Exons: 34
Coding region: 1-5022 (1673 amino acids)
Biological process (GO): proteolysis; acrosome reaction
Molecular function (GO): serine-type endopeptidase activity
Source: RefSeq, a predicted model, not a curated record